Plasmodium knowlesi strain H is the source of this 2673-nucleotide messenger RNA. RefSeq names its product kelch domain-containing protein, putative. Gene Ontology annotation, molecular function: protein binding. The record is from RefSeq and is a predicted model, not a curated record. The transcript has a single exon. Lineage: Eukaryota; Apicomplexa; Aconoidasida; Haemosporida; Plasmodiidae. Bases 1 to 2673 code for a protein of 890 amino acids.
AUGAAUAUUAUUAACUACCUUUACAAUAAGAGCAAGAGCAUAUACAACAGAAACAUUAAUGCGUACAAUUACAAUAACAUAGAGAAUGAGAAUUUGAUAAGUAACUUUGUCGACAUUAGUAAUGGCUACAGCAAUCAUAGCUGCUCAUCCAAGUCGUCCUCGAGGACGCUGAUGGUGAGUGACAGGAGUGUGCGUACCGGUCACAGGAAAAAGGGCAAGGAGGAACGCCCUGCUGUGGUGAAAGCAGCUGGUCAAGCUGUUAGGUCAUCAGCUAGGUCAGCGGGCAGAGCAGUUACUUCUGCUAGCGCGUUGGGUAGGACGAUAAACCACAGCGACCGGAGUAAGCAAGAGAAGAACAUGGACAGCAGGGAAGAUGACCAAGGGGAGAAAUACAAAAAUUACGAAUUUAAUCUUCACAAUAUCGGAUUCGACUCGAAAGUGUAUAAAAACAGAUGUGAUGGAGUCUGUGUGCUCAAUGAUAACAUUUAUAUUUUUGACAAAAUAAAAAAAUGUAUAUAUUUGUACACCCCAUAUAAUAAUGUGUGGUAUAUAUUUUUAAACAUAUGUGAAGAAAUGUCGGUGAAUAAAAAUGGGAAUUUCGAGUUAACAAAUUUUUAUUCGAAGAAGAGUCAGGAACAAACUAUCGAAGGAGGCUUCCAUCACCUGAACAACAUUUCUUUUAUGAACUACACAGAUGUGGUUUACCUGAAUAAUUGUAUUUUUAUCAUUAGUAGUAACUGUCAUUUUAUGAAUUUUUGUAAAGUUAAUAUGAUCAAUAUGAAUACCCUCUUUGGUACCAUUGUGGUAGAGUCCGCGCAAAACAACUUUGCUGAUUUUGCGGAGUUGUUACGUAUGUUGAGGGGGGAUAAGACGGAUAGGACUGAACAGGGCAAUGUCAAUGACCAUCAGAUUGACCACAUGGGGGAACCAUCCAAUUGGGAUGCGAAAGCGGGCGGAUCCUCUACCCUUCAAGAAACGACAAGAAGACCGAAGGAGACGAACCCUACCGUUACAUGUGUGGAACAAACAAUGUGUAGUGACGAAGCCGGUAUGGUGGAGAAUGAUCACAUCCAGGAUAAACACCGUCGAAGGGGCGAUGGCAACACCCAAAGGCAACGCAGUUCUGACACCCAAGGUAGCCACUCCGACGAGUACGUCAGUGGAAUUUCAGAAUUUUCCGAAUUUUCCGAACUUUCCGAAUUGGGUGAAUUUUCUGAACUUUUUCCGAAUGAAGAGAAAAAUUAUUUUAAAAAAAUGAAGAGAGUGAUAAAGGCUCGAGAUUUCUUUUCCAUCUGCAGCGUUAACGAUAGUUGCUACUCCUUGAUUUACCUUUUUGGUGGUAAAGGAAGUACCAUCAAAAGGGCCAAUGAAUAUAUUGAUAUUAUAUAUAACGAUUUGUACGUUUACGAUUUUUAUCGAAAUCGGUGGAUGGAGUUGUACCAAUAUAGGUGUGAUCAAGAAGGGUGUGCCCCUGAGGAGCGGACGAAUCCAGAGGAGGCGUAUCAGGACAAUUCUCUUUUACGUACCUACUUAGAUGAGUCCACCGGAAUAAGGGGGGAUUGCGGCAACACUCUUUCUUUUAAAUCAGGUGGUAUUGUUUCCCCCCUAGGUACACAGAACGAACACACGAUGGAAAAUGACACCAGAAACGGAGAAGAAUGUUUUAACGACAGUUUUUUUUUGCUGAACUCGAAUGAUGCGUUUAGCAAUGAUAACACGACGCAGUUGAGUAAGGUUAAGAUGGAUGAGGGAAUGGAAAACACGAAGGAGAGCCUGCGCCGGAAUGUAGGUACGGUGGAUAGCAUAGCCACCGUUGCUACCUCCACUGCGGAAAGACAUAUCGAUUCGUUUAGCCAAACGAAGGGGGGAUCAUUGGAUAGGCAUUGUAUAAAUGGGGAUCGAAGGGAAGUUGCAAAGAAAGAGGAAGAAGAGGCGAACGAGACCUGCUCUGAUUUGUACAACCUCAUUUUUGACACUCACGAAGAAGCCACGGAUGCAAAAGCUAGAAAUGCAGAAUUCCGAGAUAUUCACCGUGAAAGUACUCCUGUGGAAGAACCCCAACAGAUAGGCACGAACAUCUACCACGAGCGCAAUGACCCACCCUGUAAAGACUGCAUGCAGAGGAAGAAGUGUAAAUAUAUCUGCGACCUUAUAUCAAACGGAGUGAAGAUACGAAGUAUCCCUUGGCUUGGAAAGAGAGCAGGGCAUUCCUGCACGUAUUAUAAAAAUAACCUGUACAUAUUUGGAGGCAUCAGUUAUUACAGCUUUAAUAGGAACAAAAUAAACCUGAAAUUUUGCGACAAUUUAUUCCUAUAUAAUAUUCAAUCCAAUAAAUGCUUUGAAAUUAUGGCGAAAGGAAGUAUACCGGAGAAGAGGUACCGACAUGGAUGUGUCAUCAUUAAUGAUUAUAUGUUCAUAAUUGGUGGAGAGUGCAAGAGUUCCUCUUUACCAAGGAACGAUUUAUUUUUUUACGAUUUUAAAACCUCUGUGUGGACAGAAGUUGUUAUUAACUCCAAGGUGGGGUCUCAUUCGUUGUACAAAACCGUGUGGCUGGAGAAUUUCGGGUCGAUAUAUAUGUUUGGCUCGUCCAUUUUGCGUCUCACGAAGAAGAACUUCCAGUACACCCCCUCGUACAAGAAUAACAACAAGAGGGUGGAGAACCGGCGCUUCUGA